ACAGGCUCGACUGAUGGAUAUUGUCCGGCCCCUGGUAACGUCGGAGGACUACGUGGUCCAAAAAUACACCAAGUCACACCCCUUCAAGGCCAUGGGCAGAGUGAACCACGUUAAGGAGGCGGUGGCGAUGGAGGACCUGGUGCAGUUUCAGACCCGCUGUGAGGAGCUGGCGGAUGAGAACGUCGACACCAUCUUCACCGACCAAGUCGUCUACGGCAUCGUGAACAGAAAUGAUGUCCUCGACAUGGUCGAGGACCACAUCAAGCACAACGUCGUCCGGGUGCCGGCUGCAGGCGGCUCUGGGAAGGGCGCUUACCUCCAACAGGCGGUGGGCAUCCCGCAAGGCUCGGUGCUCUCCGGCCUCCUGUGCAACUAUUUCUUUGGCCACAUCGAAAAACGCCUCCUGGGCGACGUUCUCGACGGCGGCGUCCCUGAGCGGCCCCACCUCCCGCCCGGCGGCGGCGGAGCGCGAGGACUGUCAUCGAGAGCGGUUGGGCUCGAGAGUCGUAGCGACGGUAUUGGUGCCGGUAGUGGUGGUCAAGACGAAGGCGCUGCAUCUUCAUUCGGCCCCCCCACGGGAGGGAAGCGCGCUAGGCCGGGUGAGCGAGAACGAGAACGAGAACGAGAACCAGUAACAGAACCAGAACGAGAACCAGAACCAGUACCAGAACCAGAACGAGAACCAGAAGGUGAAAGACCGCCGAAGUUCGCCCGCAUUUCGCCCUCUUGUUCCUGUUUGAGCGACGCCGCUGCACCGGACUCCGAUCGAGCGUCGCGCGGGGGCGUGCUUGGGGUUCCGACCGGCCGCGACGGCGGCGGCAGUGACGGCAACCGUGGGCCACACGAAACGCCACAACAGCAGUCACGCCGGAACACCGCUAACCAAAACGGAAGAGGACAUGGCUCGUAUGGGCCCGUGGGCGGCGCGCGUGGGGGCGAGCGCUGCAGACUCGGUGGUGAUGUUGACGAUGGGCAGCGAGGAAGAAGCCCCGUGGAGGAAGAGAGUGGGGAGGAGCGCCCGUUUCCCGAUCCUGAGGGCGACUGCACGUUGCUGCGCCAGGUGGACGACUUCCUCCUGAUCUCUACGAGCAAGGCUAAGGCCGAGUCCUUCGUAAGAGUGAUGCACGACGAGGUCAAGACGGGAGACUGGGGCUUUAGUGUGCACCAAGCGAAGACACUGGUAAACUUCGACAUGGUCUUGGAGAGCAGAAUAGGAGGAGGCGGGCCAGGACGACAGCCCGUUCGGAGACAGGUACGACGGGUUGAAGGCGACAUGUUCCCCUGGUGCGGCGUGCGCUUCGACACCCGGACGUGCGAAGUCAUGGCCAACUACUCCAGGUACUCAAAGACCGGGGUGGCAGAGUCGUUGACGGUGGACUCGAGGCGCGCCGGCGCGUGCCUGGUGGGCAAGAUGAAGCGAUUCCUGUCGCCUAAGUGCCACGCCCUCAUGCUCGACGAGGGGGAGCACCUCGGGAUCAACUCUAGGAACACCGUGCUGCUCAACGUGUACGAGAUGCUGUUGGUGUGUGCGGCCAAAACGGCCACUUCCGCUCUCCGUUUGCCUCGUGGUCCUGCUGGCAACGCCUCCUUGCUGUCGAACGGUGCUCUCGAGACGACGGCUUACGCCUACAGCCUGAUCCAGAGCCGCUCCAACAGGCGCAAGGGGAGUUUCGGCACCUCCAGAGGGGUGCGGUGCGUCUGCAAGAUCCACCGUUUCGAGGUGACCUGGCUUGGCCUCCACGCCUUCAGGGAGGUGUUCGGCGCCUUCGCGAGGAAGGACCGCGGGUUCGCCCGCUGCAAGCUGGACGUGGAGAGAGCCCUCAGGGAAACUGCCGGUUUUUGGGGAGGAGGCUUCGACGGGUUCAGCAGAAAAAUGUGCAAGGGCAAGGAGGGUGCCGCCGCUGCGGGCUGGGAGGGGGGAGCGACCCCCGACACGCAGCAUGGGGUACGGCGCGGCAGGGCGUACGGCCGGCUUCGACGUGUCGUGCGCUCGCCGGACGCGCUGUCGUUGCUGCAAACGCUCACGUCGUAAGCGCGCGCGAAACAAAAGCAGGGCAGAACGAAUGUUUUCCAGGCGUCCCGCGGAGGCCGAAAAUAGGGGGUACUUAUCCGCAAGACAGAAGGGUUUUCUACGGUCGCGAGGUCUUCACUGUGGUGUUGAUUGCGGUGUAUAUGCAUCGGGGUUUGAACUCGACAGUUUUCUGAGUGGAUAGAGCGGGCCAGAAUACAGGUCUCAAGAGAGAUUGCGCACGCGGGUGAACCCAAGCGUGUUAUACUCUUGCAUUGUCUGUUGAAUCUUUUUUACCCUGUCAAAAGGGUUUUUAUUCUGGGCGCCGGUUAUCACCUUUCGGUAUAUUUUUCACGCACCAGGACCUUUUUUUUGUGUUUUGUCGGCCUUUCCUCCUGUGAUGCUUUAGGUUGGAAGUUUUUUUUUUGUGGCUGAACGAUUUAGCCUUCCCUUCCCUCCCCUGACGUGCGAACCUACAGCGCGGCA
Messenger RNA from Ectocarpus sp. CCAP 1310/34, 2494 nucleotides. NCBI's taxonomy places the organism in Eukaryota, Phaeophyceae, Ectocarpales, Ectocarpaceae. The record is from the annotation of a GenBank genome assembly.